Messenger RNA from Lobosporangium transversale, 546 nucleotides. RefSeq lists its product as hypothetical. Gene Ontology annotation, biological process: vacuolar protein processing. The coding region runs from base 1 to 546 and encodes 181 amino acids. The transcript is spliced from 5 exons. NCBI's taxonomy places the organism in Eukaryota, Fungi, Mortierellomycota, Mortierellomycetes, Mortierellales, Mortierellaceae. Gene Ontology annotation, cellular component: intracellular membrane-bounded organelle. The record is from RefSeq and is a predicted model, not a curated record.
AUGGCCAAUUCAUCACAGAAAAAGAUUGCACAUGAGAAUGCAAAAGCAUUACUCUCCCUUCGCAAGGGAUUCAUCUGGGUCAAUGCGUUCUACAUCUUUUACAGGAUCAUCUAUAACUGGAGUACAUUUGGUCUCAAACUUGGCUUUGGAUACAUUGCAACUGCAGGGCUAAGCAUCUUUCUCUACACUCAAAUUAAUGCCAUGGGUCGACCCCGUUACAACUCCAGGGGUGAAUUGGCAGAUGCCGGUCAGGAUCUUUCACAGGAAGGUCUUGUUCAAUAUGCAUUUGAUAUCAUCUAUGUGACCUGGUUCGUCCAUGUUACAUCUGCCUUCUGGUCCAAAAUGUGGUGGUUCUAUCUAUCUAUCCCCGCAUAUGCUGGAUGGAAAGCUUGGCAGUUGGCAGUAAAGCCAAUGUUGGCUCGCAGCGGAAUGGGCGUUCCUAGCGGUGCUGCUGAAGCCUCUGGAAGCACAGAGGGCACAAAGUCAAAGAGACGUGAAAAGAUGGAGAAACGUGCAGAGAAGGGUCCUCAGGUCCGCUACCGUUAA